This is a messenger RNA of Lipotes vexillifer (Yangtze River dolphin), 438 nucleotides long. RefSeq names its product serum amyloid P-component. Gene Ontology annotation, biological process: innate immune response. The record is from RefSeq and is a predicted model, not a curated record. Lineage: Eukaryota; Metazoa; Chordata; Mammalia; Artiodactyla; Lipotidae. Gene Ontology annotation, molecular function: complement component C1q complex binding.
AUGUAGCCACUGCUAUGGGUCUCUGUUCUCAUCAAUCUCCCAGAAGCCUUUGCUCAGACAGACAUGAAUAGGAAGGUGUUUAUUUUUCCUAAAUGGCCUAGUAACACUCAUGUGAGCUUGAUCACACAGCUGGAAAAUCCUCUGGAGAACUUCACUGUGUGCCUUUGUGCUUGCCCUGACAUGCAGGCCAAGAAUAAUGAGAUGAUCAUUUCUAAACCUAGUAUCGGAGAGUACCAUGUUAUCAUUGGGGGUGACAAGAUUUUCUCCAAGGUCUAUAAAGGGUUCCUUGCCCUGGUGCACAUCUGUGCCAGUAGGGAAUCCUCCUCUGGUGUUGCCGAACGACUGAGACGGGAUUACUCUGCGGGGGUACCCCAUAUUGUCCUGGGGCAGAAGCAGCAUUCCUGUAGAGGUGGGUUGAUCAGAGCCAGCCCUCUGUGA